UUCACUGCUUGCUUAGAGGCACCUGAACUUCCACAGACUACUGGGGCUAUGAGACACUAAGGAUAUCAGUCAAAAUGCUACAAAAACAGAAAAAACACCUAUUAUAUUUAGCAGUUGCUGGAGGAGUGUUUCUUUGCUGGCUUGUCUUCUUACGAUAUUCAUCCAUCUCUAUCAGCGAGGGUCCCAGUGAAUAUGACAAGGGGUUACCUUGGCACCAGGUACAUGAUCAGGUUGUGCUGAGUGACAGAUUGCAGACCAAGCAAACCAUGCUUAUGGAACCAGUGAGGACUGACGUGCUGACUGUAACCCCAUGGCUGGCUCCUAUUGUCUGGGAGGGGACCUUUGAUCCCCAGGUCAUAGAUGAGGCCUUCAGGUCCUACAACCUCACCAUUGCCACCACUGUGUUUGCUGUGGGAAAAUACAUUAGUUUUAUACAUGACUUCAUAGAAACGGCAGAGAAGCAUUUCAUGGUGGGGCUGAAUGUGCAGUAUUAUGUGUUUACUGAUCUGCCAAGUCACGUUCCUAUCAACAUGACUCUGGGUGUCGGCAGACGGCUCAAUGUGGUGAAGGUGCCAAAGUUUGACCGCUGGCAGGAGAUAUCCCUCCGCCGCAUGGAACUCAUCCAGACUGCUAUAGAGGAAUACAUCCACCAGAGGGCGAACUACAUCUUCUGUCUUGACGUAGACAUGAUCUUCCAUGGCCGUGUGGGACCAGAGGCUCUGGGGAAACUGGUGGCUGCUAUACACCCCUGGUUCUACUGGGUACCCCGGAAUGAGUACCCCUAUGAGCGGAGGACAAUCUCCAAAGCCUACAUCCCCCAAGACCAUGGAGACUUCUACUACCAGGCCAACAUAUUUGGAGGAGCAGUGGAGGAUGUUCACAGACUGACCAAGACAUGUAGGGAACACCUGGAGAUGGAUAAGUCUGCUGGAGUGGAGGCUGUUUGGCAGGAGGAGAGUCAUCUGAACUGGUACCUGUUGAAGAACAAGCCCACCAAGCUGCUGUCACCUGAGUACGUCUGGGAUGACCUUAAAAGACCGGGUGCCAAGGAGAUUAAACAGGUCCGCUUCUCCUCCAUCAUCAAGAACAAGACAGAGGUCAGGGAGAACCCUUGAGGGGAGAAGAGGAUGAGAAGAGAAGGAAAAGAGAGUGUACUUGUUUUUAUCAGAGCUGUGUGAUGUAGGGGAGGAAAAGACAAAUCCCUAAUCAGAUAGUGCCUUCACCAUAGCGAUAUGGGGAAAACAAGGAGAAUUUGAUCAACAAAAAGGUUUGU
This is a messenger RNA of Esox lucius (northern pike), 1273 nucleotides long. RefSeq names its product globoside alpha-1,3-N-acetylgalactosaminyltransferase 1-like. Gene Ontology annotation, biological process: carbohydrate metabolic process. The transcript is spliced from 11 exons. The record is from RefSeq and is a predicted model, not a curated record. Lineage: Eukaryota; Metazoa; Chordata; Actinopteri; Esociformes; Esocidae. Gene Ontology annotation, cellular component: vesicle; Golgi apparatus; membrane. Bases 75 to 1115 code for a protein of 346 amino acids. Gene Ontology annotation, molecular function: hexosyltransferase activity.